Molecule: messenger RNA, 459 nt
Organism: Ambispora leptoticha
Lineage: Eukaryota; Fungi; Glomeromycota; Glomeromycetes; Archaeosporales; Ambisporaceae
Source: the annotation of a GenBank genome assembly
AUGUAUUCAAUUAACGAUGUUCCAGAUGAAACUUUAACUUUUGGUUCCCAAAUUCACCCGGUAUCGCCUUUGUCGCUUUGGUUGAGUGCUGAUGUCACCGAAAACGGUACAGCUGGUACUAUUUCGACGAUAAUGAAAAAGGAAGAUAUAAAGGCUAGCCAAACUUUCGAUACUAAACUUGGAACAACUUGGGAACUAAUCGAGAAGAACUCUUCAAAAACAACCGCCUCUUUGGGAAUUGGUAUGUCCGGAAAGCUAUCUGCUAUCAAGGGGGUUCGAGUCCCUCCUAGGUCUGGGUUGAUCAAGCUUAUAGAUAUAUUCCUCCCUGGAGUAGUAGGUUCCUUCAGAGGGGUCUGUCGGGCUUGUCAACCUGCAGAGUCUUCGCUGUCGACUUUAAACUUUAGCGGGUUUUUCACUGGUUUUCCUUCGGGUCUUCCUUUGAAUCAUAAGGUCCUAUAG